This is a messenger RNA of Prorocentrum cordatum, 2592 nucleotides long. Lineage: Eukaryota; Dinophyceae; Prorocentrales; Prorocentraceae. The record is from the annotation of a GenBank genome assembly.
AUGGCGCAGGGACAGGAGGACCAGAGGGCCGCCUUCGCGAAGUUCUGGCAGGCGGUCCAGCUCGAGGAGGCGCUCGGCCCCACCGAGGCGGCGGCCAGGGCGAUCGAGCGCAUGAGGUCUGGGGCCCCGGCCCCCGACUUCUACACAGGCAACACGUCCGCCCCAUCCCUGCAGUCGCUGGAUCUGGCCUCGGUGGAGGGCCUCGAGCAGGCGGUUUCCUCCUUCAGGGACCCCUUCCUGCUCGGCACUGCGUUCCCGUUGGAGCGGGCGCAUCCCAUGGAGGUGGACUCCGAGGCGGCUCCCCCGGGAGGGCACAUCCCUGCGGUCGACCUGCCGGCGCUGAGGGCGUGGUACGAGAAGGUGGCGCAGUUUGAGCCCGCGCCGCGGGAUCCCGAGGGCGACGCCAGCAUGAGCGAGCCGCUGGGCCAGCUGGAGCGCCUGCUGGAGGCGUGCGGCGACCUGACCAGCGCCCUGGCGAGGAAGCUCGUGAGGCCGCGCCGGAGCGACGGCACCUGGUCUGGCGAGCCGUUCGGCUACCCGGAGAUCUUGCCCAGCUUCCUGGACUGCCCUCAGGGCCUGCGGCUCCUCGUUCUGAUUCUGUUUCACCCCAGCCUCGGUGACCCCGACAGCUACAGCCAGUGGCACCGCGUGCUGCGAGGCUUCAGGAUCCUGAAGCCGGAGCACCGUGACACACUGGCGGCCUGGUUUGCCGACGAGAGGAAUGUGUCGUUCGAGGAGUUCCAGGAGAUCGUGCAGAACCUCCAGCAGCUGAUCACCAUAGAAUUCCUCAACGAGUUCUCCGCCUCGGACAUGCCACCGGACGCACAGGCCCGGGCCGACCACAUUCCGGAGCAGGUGUGGACCUACUUCGUGGCGCGGACGUCGCAGAAGUGCAAGAACGCGCUGUGCUGCAUCGACGUGUUCUGGAGGGCCAACCUGAGGAAGCGCGAGGCGCGGAAGCGGUGGCGCCGGGCAGAGCUCACGAGGGGGACCGCGGCCGUGGUCGGCGGUGAGGGCAGGGGGCCGCCGCCCAGAUGUCUGAAGGACGAGGAGUUCUUCAACGACGCGCUGAACAGCUGCGAGAGGAUCUUGGCCCACGAGUUUGACCACUCCAUGCUAUUCGAGCACAUAGAGGCGGAGCGGGACAUGACGCUGAUGCAGCAGCCGCCACGGAGAGCGAGCAGCCUGCAGGAGAUCGAGCGGAAGGCGGUGGUGAACAACGACACCUUCGGCUUGUUAGCACACCCCUUCUGCCUCGACGCCAGUAACAAGUGCAGGUUUCUCAUGUUCGACUCGUCCACGAGGCAGCGGAUCGAGACGAGGCAGGAGGUCAUGAAUCAGGUUAUGCAGGGCCACAGGCGAGUGAACCCCUACCUUGUUAUCAAGGUCAAGAGGGACGAUAUCGUCCAAGACACUCUGCAUAGUAUCGCGCGGCUGAAGCCAUCGGAGUUCCGGAAGAAACUCAAGGUUCAGUUCCAGGACGAAGAAGGGAUCGACGAGGGCGGCGUGAAGAAGGAAUUCUUCGAGCUGCUGGUGGAGAAGCUGUACGACCCGAAUUACGCGAUGUUCACUUAUUCAAAACGCCUACGAGGACUCUCAAGGGAAUUGGGGACACUCCACUCAGUGCCUCGCGGCACGGUUGCGGAUAACAGUAAUAACAAGACGUACUGGUUCAACCCUGGGAGCUUCGAGUCGAACAUGCAAUACGAGAUGUUUGGGGCACUGCUCGGCAUGGCGAUCUACAACCAGGUCAUCUUGUCCAUACGCUUCCCCCUGGUGAUCUAUGAGAAGCUGCUGGUCGACGACCCAGCCGGUUUCAUCCCGGGCACCCUCGACACCCUGAUGGACAUCCAGCCGGUCUUGGCCAAGUCGUUGACGGAGAUGCUGGAAUUCGAAGGGAAUGUGGAGGAGGUGUUCUGCCGCAACUUCGUCGCCAGCUACGAGAACUUCGGGGCCGUGGUGGAGGUGCCGCUGAAGGACGGCGGCGACACCAUCCCAGUGACCAACGCGAACAGGCACGAGUACGUGGACCUCUACGUCAACUGGUUCCUCAACCAGAGCAUCCACGAGAAAUUUAGCAGCUUCAAGCUCGGCUUCCUCAGGUGCAUGGAGGUGGAGGAGGACCGGCCCUCGCCCGCCGACGCGGUGCCGUCCGCCGCCGCCGGCGCCCGGGCGAGGACCGCGAACAUGUUCCUGAGGCUGUUCCGGCCCGUCGACCUGGAGCUGCUCGUGUGCGGCAAUCCCGUCCUCGACUUCCACGAGUACAGGAGCAACACGGACUACACCGACGGGUACGACGCCAGCUCGGACCAGUGCAGGUGGUUCUGGGAGAUCGUGCUCGAGAGCUUCGACGAGGACCAGCGCCGGGAGCUUCUGACGUUCGUCACGGGCAGCGAUAGGGCCCCGCCAAAGGGCCUCGGCGCCCCCGAGGCGAGGCUGACGAUCAGCCGGCAGGGCCCAGACUGCGAUUCCCUGCCCACGGCGCACACCUGCUUCAACCACCUCCUGAUCCCUGCGUACCCCAGCAAGGAGAAGCUGGAGGCCAAGCUGAGGCUCGCCAUCACCUUCAACCAGGGCUUCGGGAUCGCGUAG